Molecule: messenger RNA, 936 nt
Organism: Mus caroli (Ryukyu mouse)
Lineage: Eukaryota; Metazoa; Chordata; Mammalia; Rodentia; Muridae
Product: taste receptor type 2 member 125-like
Biological process (GO): G protein-coupled receptor signaling pathway; sensory perception of taste; detection of chemical stimulus involved in sensory perception of bitter taste
Cellular component (GO): membrane
Molecular function (GO): bitter taste receptor activity; G protein-coupled receptor activity
Source: RefSeq, a predicted model, not a curated record
AUGGCUGCUAUCAUACAGAUCAUAUUUGCAACCAUUUUCAUUUUGGAAUUUCUCUUUGGGAACCUUUUAAAUGGAUUCAUAGCACUGGUGAAUUUUGUCAACUGGGUUCAGAGAAGAACAAUUUCUCCAGUGGAUCAAAUCAUCACUGCCCUUACAAUUUCCCGACUUGUUCAGCUCUGGCUUGUACAAAUAAAUAUAUUGAUUUUCCUUAUUCACCAAGUAAAAAUGACAGAAAUAGUUGUAAGAGUGAUCAAUAUUGCCUGGGUUGUUACCAAUCACUUUAAUCUUUGGAUAUCUACCAAACUCAGUAUUUUUUACCUUCUGAAGAUAGUCAAUUUUUCAAGUUCAAUUUUUCUUUACUUAAAAUGGAGAACUAGGCAUGUGGUUUCAGUAACCCUGAUGAUGUCCCUCGCCUUCUUGGUUUUGAACAUCAUAGUCAUCAAUACCCAUAUUGAUGUCUGGGUUGAACUGAAUGUAAGAAUCAUGCCUUAUAAUUUUAGUUCAAGGAACUCUACUUUAUUUCUCAAACAUCUUUUAUUCACCAACUCUAUAUUUGCAAGCAUCCCCUUUGCUGUAUCACUGGUAGCUUUUUUCCUGUUAAUUUUCUCUUUGUGGAAACAUGAAAAGAAGAUGUGUAACAAUGCCAGGGGUUCCAGAGACUCCAACACCAAGGCCCACAUUAAAGCCUUAAAGACUGGCCUUGCUUUCCUUUCUCUUUAUGCCAUAUUUUUACUUUCUCUUGUUAUAAAUGUUUGCAGCAUUGAAUUACAGGAGAAUUAUAUGAUUUUUUUAUUUAGCCUAUUUACUGGAAUAGCUUUUUCUUUAUUCCACUCCUAUAUCCUGAUUCUGGGAAACACUAAAUUGAGACAGGCUUCUCUUUCUGUGCUGUGGUGGAUGAGGUGCAGGCCCAAAGAUGUAAGAUCCUCUGGUUCCUAG